AUGGAACUCAAUCAGAAUCGUAUUGUUCCAAUGCGUUUAUUCGCAAAUUGGGAGACAGGUGGUGAUCGAGCCUCAACCAGUGCAGUACAGCGAAUGUUCACCAUGGCAUUAUCACGGUUGAGUAUUAACCCAUUCCCAGAUCAGCAAUGUACGCUGGUUGUUACAGUGAAACUCCAGGGAUAUAAACGAACGUUACGAAGUAAUGAUUUUGCUGUGACAGCAGUGAAUGGUAAACUUGACGUUGACCUGAAUAUUUCGUUCACCAUUCAGUAUCCACACUUUUUGAAACGUAAAAGUAAUAUUCUACAAAUCCUAUUGCAACGUCGAAAGCGCUACAAAAACCGUCAGAUUCCAGGAUAUAAAACGUUGGCUAUCGGAACAGUGAAUUUGGCAGAGAUUUUGCAGAAUGGUUCAUUGAGAGAGAUUUUAUUGUACGAUCCGGACGCAGAAAAAGAAGAACUGCCAACAAACAAUUUGUGUAUCGGUCGUUUGCUGUUAGCAUCGUGUCAAAGUCAAGCAUUUGAAGUGGAGAAUGAAGUGGUGACAGUGCAAAGAAUAAAAGAGAAAUACAUCGAAAGUGGAGGUGAAGAAGAGGAGGAAUCAUCAACCGAUAUGCCUUAUUCGGACAACGACCACGAUCAGAUACCUGACUCUGCCAGGUCGAGGGACCAUCAUAAGCGCAGAAUGAAGAUGCGAGAUGACACAACGCGUCAACGCAAACUGGCAGCUAGGAAGAAUCUGAAGCAGAAAUUUGCGUCGUUAUUGAAGAAGUUUCGAUUGCCCGAAGAAGUUGGUGUGGAUGAGACAUCGCAAUCGGCCGGUGUAGCGCCGACAGCUGAGGAGCUGGAGGAGUUGUUCGAGGAGUUGGAGGAUUUGUCGGAUUCGGGUCCGGAAAUGGUGAUGGAUAAUUUGAGUAUUGUGAGUAAUCCUCGACCGGGCCUGAGACCCUAUUUCGCAUCGACUUCAUCCAGAGAGCUUUUGCCUGCGAUCAACGAUGAUCGGUGUCAAAGUGAUGAAAGUGAAGAUGAGGAGUGGAGUGGUGCAUCUGAGAUUGAGAAUAAUAACGUCGUGUUGACUGGUGCUGCUGCUAUUGGAAAUAUCUCAAGUUUUUCUCAGAAAAGACCAGCAUCUGGAGGGGUCGCACACCGCGGCACUGCGCUUUUGUCGUCGUGUCGUGCCACGACCAGUCUCGAUUCAUCAGCUCCACUCAAUAGUAAUAAUAAUAACGGUAAUAGCGAUAACAGAACCAUAACUCAAUCGAUCAGCAGUGUUAUUAACGCAAACGUUAAUAAUAAUAAUGAUAACAACAACAACACCACCCCAACAACGAAUAUACCGUCGAGUUCGAGUAUGGGAGUGACGGUAUCUGGAGGUGCUGCAGUUCACCCAUUAGUGCAUACCUCUUUGACACUUGGUUCAAUAUCACAAUCGGCUAGCAGUAAUAGUGGUAAUGGGAACGGUGGUGAUCACAUGCUAGCGAGUCGGCGAAAGAUAUCGCUGGCUGAAGUAAAAGCGAGAAGUGAUCCAUUCACACCGAGAACAUUCACAAUAUCUGAUCAAUUGAGUUCAGUUUUGCGUGAUGAUGAGCCGUGGAGUGUUGAGGAUAGGAUUUGGAUUUGUUCGAUGGCUGAACUACCGAUGCUAGCAUCUCUUGAUCCGUCACUCUGUUUACUGGAUUGCUCAUCGUUCAGUGAUUGCAAACUGUUAAUCUCGUCGAUUGUGGCUAAAAUCCAGAAAUUUUGUAACACUUCAUCGAGCACACCACCAUGUACAGUUUUGGGUGUGAUUGGUGGUGAUCGAUUGCUGAGUUAUGUGCUGCGUGCUUAUGUGGAAUCAUUGCAGAAUAAACAACCUGAUUGGAUCAACUUCUUGAAAUUUUGUGUAAUCUCGCCACCGUCAAGUGCAAUCGGCAAGACGCUGACGUUGCUAGACGGAGGACGUUCAUCGUUCUUCCUGAAGGAUAGCUUCGAACGAGGCACCUCUCCAGACUACUCGCCCACUGAUCUGAAGGUGUUGACUGAACGUUUACGAGGUUUCAGUGAAGGUGCUACACACCGACUGCCAAUUGGUGAAGCGAUGCUACAGUUUCAUAACAAAAGUGGCGAAGACAAGGAUGCAUGUACUCAAGUGUUUGUACCGUUCUUAUCGGAAGUGCAUUUGGGACAGACGGAUGACGACUACGAAUGUGUUCUGUUGUCAGCACGUUUCAGUGAUGAGAAUCAGGUCGUCAACGUAACGGCACCUGGAGUUGGUAAUACAACAUCGUUGUACUGCUCACCGCCUUCAUCACCGCACAGUGUGCAACGUCCCAUAUCGGAUUCACAAGAUCUACAAAUCGAAUAUUGGAUUUCGACAAAUCCAUUGGGUACAACAGGAGUGAGCGAUAUACAACAACAACAGCAGCAACAACAACAGCCAAUGUGCUGUUCUCCAGGAAUUGGACCGUCGUCAGUUGGUAGCACAGUGGCAAGUCCACCGCCGGUGGCUGGCACCGUUUCUUCGUCACUACCUGCAUCCGUCUUAUCGUCGUCAUCAAAGAAAGAUCCUCAGCCAGUGAAAUGUUCCCUCCGAUCAGCGUUCCGCUUAUUUACAAUCACACGAAAUCCACAUUGCGCUCUCUUGUCAUUCCAGUUCAUCAAGGAGAAGAAACGUGAAAAAAUGCUACAGAAAUUGGGAAUGAAAAAGGGACAGAAAAGUGAUUCAGAGACGCAAACUCCAGCGCAAACGAUCAGUAAUGUGACCAGAUUGAUAUGCAGUGGAAAACAUCCGUUGAAUGUGUGCAUCGAUGGGUGUUCAUGGAGUGGUGUGAGGUUUUUCCAAACUUCAUCCCAAUGGCAAACUCACGUGAAACAGUUUCCAAUCUGUCUACCGGCCUGA
Messenger RNA from Anisakis simplex (herring worm), 2877 nucleotides. Lineage: Eukaryota; Metazoa; Nematoda; Chromadorea; Rhabditida; Anisakidae. The record is from the annotation of a GenBank genome assembly.